This is a messenger RNA of Epinephelus fuscoguttatus (brown-marbled grouper), 1004 nucleotides long. RefSeq lists its product as uncharacterized. The transcript has 4 exons. The coding region runs from base 48 to 602 and encodes 184 amino acids. Lineage: Eukaryota; Metazoa; Chordata; Actinopteri; Perciformes; Serranidae. The record is from RefSeq and is a predicted model, not a curated record.
AGCAGGACUGUUUGUGCAGAUGAGUCUGUGGAGCUACUUUGGUGAGGAUGGAGCUGCAACUGUUUCUUCUUCUAUUGGUGUUGUUCUGCAGAGGACAGAGUUGGACGCCUCCAAAGUAUUGCCAUGACCUGCCAUGCCCCAAAUUCACAUCUGAGAAGACAUCAGUUAGAGAUGUUGAGGAGCAUUUGCUUGAUGACACUGAAUGGAUUUCCACCACGAUUACGAACCCUACGUCCUCUGACCUUAUGGCGGCACGUGAAGGGCUGAGUAAAGUUACAGGUUAUGUUAACUCCUGGCCAGUGUUGGUCAACGUCACUAACGGCAAGAUUUUGGCGUUAUCCUGGUUUGUUGCUCCUGGAUCAGUGCCCAAAAUCAGUGAUUCAGAAGUCAGACUAGAGAGAGGACCUAAAUCUGUCUAUGUCAGGAGCUCAGAUCACUUUCCAACCUUGGAGAAAGGUCAAGAAGAUAAAAGGGCGCUUUGUGACGACUUGCGUAAAGGUGGGAAAACCUGCACUGAUGACCAAACUUAUUUUGUGGCUGUCUAUGACUCCUUUUUCUCUGUUGAACACUACAGUGAGAUCUGGAUCGAAAAAAACCCGUAAACUGCACAUGAUAUAAUCACUGCAGUAACUCUGGACUUAUUCAUUAAAUUAAGAUAUUAACUGUUUCACUUUUGUGGUAGAAAGCCAAGAAGAUGUGAUAGUAUCAUACUCACUUUGCACACUUAUUGCAUUAACAAAUUCUGUAUACUACCUUAUUGCAGUCCUGCUGAAAUGUACAGACAUAGUAGGUAGCCAGCAGACAGACAUUCCUGCAUGCUUCUGUUGCAUGCUGGAAACUGGUUUGGGGAAUGUUCUUGGUGUUUACCAGCAGCUCCUCCCGCUUUUGCUGAUGAGUGAUAAUAUUUUUGUCAUGUGAUAAUGCUUCUUGCUCUGAACAUACCUGCUGUAAAUCAAAAAACAACCCGUGUCCCUGCCCUGAACAAUAAAUUGUUGACAGCUUCA